Messenger RNA from Colossoma macropomum (tambaqui), 5609 nucleotides. RefSeq lists its product as uncharacterized. NCBI's taxonomy places the organism in Eukaryota, Metazoa, Chordata, Actinopteri, Characiformes, Serrasalmidae. The transcript has 2 exons. The record is from RefSeq and is a predicted model, not a curated record. Bases 105 to 1322 code for a protein of 405 amino acids.
UUCUCAUAAAGCUGUAACAACUGAAUUUUAUAGAUUAAUUUGCAGUGUUGAUAACCAAUCAUUUAGUUUUUUCUUCUCACCUUUUAAUCUGUUUUAGAGCCUAAAUGAAAAGGAGGGAGCCCCCAUUAACGAGCUCUGGAGUCAGGCGUAGGGCACGUUUAUCAUUAGUGAAACGACUCCAUGACAUAGCUGAAGACUGUCAGUUAACAUCGGAACAGACAGUAGUUAACAGACCAGACCCUUGUCACGCUGCUUAUGACACUGACAGUGACAGUGAUGACGACUUUGACACUGGGCUCAGUGUGGGAGAAGAAAGGACAUAUGAUUUACUUGGACCGGGCAGACAGAAUGACUUAGACUGUACAGUCACACAGGUUAGUUCAGGGUCUGAGGCUGAAGACUUUACAGAUGCACCAGUACCCUUAGUUGAGAGGCUGUCAAAAUGGGCUGUGCGUUUUAACAUCUCUUUAGUGGCUCUGACAGCCCUCCUUUGUGUGUUGAGGGUGUACCAUCCAGACCUGCCCAGGGAUGCGCGGACUGUUCUCAAAACACAAACUCAGUAUAGCAUCCACAGACAAGCUGGAGGGCUGUACCAUUAUAGAGGCAUUUUGACAUCACUUCGUAAUACUUUAUCACAUGUGAUAGACACAGUCUCUGAGGGAUUUACGUUUAGAUUACGAAUAAACGUUGAUGGGUUACCAGGACUUCUGCUAAGUGUGCCAAUGAAGGAACCAGUUGUAAUUGGUUUAUUUUGUGGUAAGAAAAAACCAAGUUGCCCUAAUGAGUUUUUGAGAGAUUUUACAUGCGAAUUACAACAGCUACAAGGAGGUUUUUUUUUCAGCCAAAAAAAAGUGUUUAUCAAGCUUGAUUCUGUUAUCUGUGAUGCACCUGCCAGAGCCUUCAUAAAAAAUGUGAAGGGCCACAAUGCAUAUCAUGGUUGUGAUAAAUGUUGCCAACCAGGCGUUUACAUUAACAACCGAAUGACUUACCCCUUAAAUGAUUACACUUUACGGACUGACAUUUCAUUUUUGGAGAGAACUGAUGAGAGCCAUCACCAUGAAGGACCACAUGGUUUUGCCAAUCUAGAUAUCGGUAUGGUGACUCAGUUCCCUCUAGACUACAUGCAUGUUGUGUGUCUAGGUGUGAUGCGUCGAUUGUUAAGCAUUUGGUUGAGGGGUCCUUUGAAAUUUCGCUUGCCCUCAAGCGUUAUCGACAGGAUUUCAGAAACACUUACUCAGAUGCGUCCACAUAUACCAGCAGAAUUUGCAAGGAAACCUAGAUCACUAAGAGAGCUGGAUCGUUGGAAAGCUACUGAGUUGUGACAGUUUCUCUUAUAUACAGGUCCUGUUGCUCUGGCACCAUAUUUGGACAGUCAUGUCUAUAACAACUUUAUGCUGCUCUGUACAGGUAUUUGUAUACUUGUUAGUACACAGCUCUGCCCAUUAUACAGUGGCUAUGCAAACACGUUGCUGUCCAUGUUUGUAACUCAUUUUGGUGAGCUCUAUGGCAAAGAUGGAUUGGUUUAUAAUGUGCAUGCUUUGGUCCAUCUUUCAGCAGACGUGCAGUUACACGGUUGUUUAGAUUUUAUUUCAGCUUUUCCAUAUGAAAAUUAUCUCCAUAAAUUGAAGAGGUUUGUGAGAAAGCCAGAUUUUCCUCUUGCACAGAUAAUAAGAAGACUGUCAGAAAUGCAAAAUAUUACAAGUGUUGAGCUUCCUUUUAAGAAUUUAAGAAAGCAGCAUUACGUUGGGCCUGUUCCUGAUGGCAUCCAAGCAGUGGCACAGUAUAGAGAAUUAUACACUGACAAAUGGGCAAUGAAAGUUUCAACAGGUGACAAUGUUUUUUCUGUAGGUGGAGAUGUAUGUGUUGUACAUAACAUUAUUGAGUGCAGUGAUGGACUUUAUGUAGUUUUUAAAGUUUUCACAAUAAGAGAGAACUUUUUUGACUAUCCUUUCAGCUCUGAUUUCCUUCAAAUAUUUUGUGUCUCUCAAGCAAUAGGUCCAUAUAAGUUUGCUAAUGUAUCACAAGUGUCGCAUAAGUGUGUGCUCCUCCCUUAUAAAGAUAUGUUUGUGGCCAUGCCCCUCUUGCACAUUCAUAGUCAUGGAAAAGGGUUUGAGUUAAGGGAGCAGUGAGGCUAGAGGGCAGAGUGCAAUGGGGUUGGGGGUGACAUAAUUUGACUAAUAGCACUUGACUUAUACACUUGACACAACAAAGAUCAACUGAAAUUAAGAUCAGCGCUCAUAUUCUUGAAUAGUUUUGGAUACUUCUGGAAUUUAAAUAAUGUAAGUAUCCAUAAUCACUAAUAUUUAUAGCAUAUGAUAUGUGUUCUGUAAUAUAUAAUUUGUAUUAUUUACAUACAUAGGUGAAUGUAUCCUUAUGGGUCUUACAGUUUGAUCGUGUUACAGAGGUAGGUGUAUGUAGUCUUAUGGGUCUUACAGUUUGAUCAUGUUACAGACGUAGGUAAAUGUAGUCUUAUGGGUCUUACAGUUUGAUCAUGUUACAGAUGUAGGUAAAUGUAGCCUUAUUGGUCUUACAGUUUGAUCAUGUUACAGAGUUAGGUGUAUAUAGUCUUAUGGGUCUUACAGUUUGAUCAUGUUACAGAGUUAGGUGUAUGUAGUCUUAUGGGUCUUACAGUUUGAUCAUGUUACAGAUGUAGGUGUAUGUAGCUUUAUGGGUCUUACAGUUUGAUCAUGUUACAGAGAUAGGUAAAUGUAGUCUUAUGGGUCUUACAGUUUGAUCAUGUUACAGAGGUAGGUAAAUGUAGUCUUAUGGGUCUUACAGUUUGAUCAUGUUACAGAGUUAGGUGUAUGUAGUCUUAUGGGUCUUACAGUUUGAUCAUGUUACAGAGGUAGGUAAAUGUAGUCUUAUGGGUCUUACAGUUUGAUCAUGUUACAGAGUUAGGUGUAUGUAGUCUUAUGGGUCUUACAGUUUGAUCAUGUUACAGAUGUAGGUAAAUGUAGUCUUAUGGGUUUUACAGUUUGAUCAUGUUACAGAUGUAGGUAAAUGUUGCCUUAUUGGUCUUACAUUUUUGUGUAUUCAUUUUAUUUACUUAUUUUAUAAACUUAAUUCAUUUUUUAUUUUUGUAUUACUACACCCCCACACACCUUCCUUCUACCAACACCAAAGCAUUUGUCUUGAAUAAUUCCACAUCCUUUGCUUCUUAAUCAGUUAGAAGUGGUUGCAUAAAAGCAUGGGGGUUUUAUUUGAUCUUGUCAGUCUUUUGUCUUUUAUUUUUAGGACUCCAAAUGCAAUUUGAGAAAAUAUCAAUUGUAAAUUGUCAUGUUUAGAUGUUGUAAUUGUAGGUAGUUGCAUAUAUUGCAUACAUAACAUGCUGGAUAUGUUCCUUGCAGGAGCUUAAACAUUACAUCUUCUUUUUCAGAUGUUCAUGGUUGUAGAAUUUACUGACACCAAGACUGUAAAUAUUAUAUCAGAAACUUGGCUUGAUGAUGGUGUAGCUUUGUGGCCAAACUAUAAGAGUGAUGAGCGCAUUAACAGAGCUAUUCAAAAACAUGAGGAGCCAGGACCAGACUGGAAACAGUAUGAUGUUAGAAUCCUCUCAAAAGCUAGUAAGGUUUCCUUAUUCAAGCAAAAUGUGUAUUUAAUUAGGGCUGGAACUAAUUUGCAAAAUUAGAUAAAAUAUCAUUUUGAAUUAAAGGUAAGAUUUUUCAAAUACAGUCAUGCAGCUACUACCUACACUAUGUAGUGUUCGAGUAUCUUUUUUUUAAACAUUGUUUAGGUUAGUAAUUAAAUUAUUAUUUUUCAUGAGCUGAGUCAUUUUUUAAAAACAGAGUGCAAACACUGUGCAGCAGCCUGUAAUGUCUGAAUUUGGGAAAUAUUUUACUACAUGUUUUAAAAUAUUCCUGUUUUUAAGAUGUGAAACUACAUAGUUGAACUAAUUGUUUUCUCAAUUCUGAUCAGGUGAUUAUUUGAGAGCAAGAGAAAAACUGAAGUCUUCACUGAACUGUCCUACUUCAGACUUACAAACAGACAGUGAAGAAGAAAUCACCAGGAAGAGAAAAAUUAAGCCAAGGUAUGAUAUUUAAAAUGAUGGUCAACUACAUUGUUCAAUUGCAAAUGGCAAAUGAGUGAUUCCAUUGAAAAGAGAAUAAUUAGCCAGUUUUAUCAUAAGGUUUUUCACAUAUCAGUAGGUGUCUACAUGUGUGGUUUCAGUAAUUAUUUCUUCCUUGCAUAUGUACUCUUUUUUUUUUAUACUUUUUAAAAUUUGUUUCUUAGGCAACUAUUUGGUGAUACAGACUCUGACAGUGAUCCAGAGGUGGUGAGCAAGAGGAGGUGCUCUAACCUUUCCUCAGCUCCAGUACCACCACCUGUUCCCAUCCCUCCUCCUCAUGUACCUCCAGUACCACCUGCUCCCAUUCCUUCCCCUCAUGUACCUGGAGGUCCUCUCUGCCAGAUGUCUGCCAGACCUUUACCUAAGGAACGCCUGAGCCAUUCCUUUAAUCCCUCUUUUAGACUGGGAAGAAUUGCCGCAGGACCUAUCCCUUGCACUGGUACCAUCCUUUUAUUCAGUACAGUUAUCAUAUUAUGCAAAAGUGUUCAGCAUAAUGAAACAUAUUCAGGCAGUUUGUUUUCAGUUUCUCUCUGUAAUGUUUUGAGAGUGAGUUAUGGAAUUACUAAGGCUACGUUUACACAGCAGGUAAAAGUGGCCCAAAUCUGAUUUUCUCACCAAAUCCGAUUUUUUUUGUUUGGCUGUUCACAUUAUCUUUUAAAUGUGAUAUGUAUGCGACAUCAGUCUGAACAGAUCAUGCUCCUAAACCGACCCACAUACACAAAUGAACAAUGCUCCACGUGGCUUGCUCGUCCUGAGGUUUCAUUUUCGUCUUCGCCAGCACCACAGAAGCCAUCAUGAAGCUUCACUGACUGACAGCUGGGCUGAUCACCCAGAAUGUGUUCGCUGAAAAAAGGGCACGUUAUUCGGCCACGGCCACUUCUUUGGUCCUCGGAUUUUUUAAACUUUUUUUGGAUGCUGCAGCCUCGUUCUCCUGCAGCUGCGUCUGGCCAUUUCGUUCGAAAUGUCUUUGAACACAGAGCGGUUGCGAUAAGUGCCUUUUAAUUUUUGGUACAGAAACAUCGGCCUAAAUGUUUGAGUCUCAGCAGCACAAAAUUAUGACGAAUGCCGAUUUGCAUUGCCGCAGAUCUGAUAUUGAAGCCAAACUUAUGCCACACUGUGCACUGAAACUAAGGCUUUGUUGUCACAGCGGGUAAAAGUGGCCCAAAUCCAAUCUUUUCCUGCAUAUGUGACACCGACACACUGACACACUGAUGUGUCAGUGUGAACAGCAAAAAACGCAUUGAAUCUGAAUUGAAUUAUCAAUUCCGAUUUGAGACGCUUUCAUAUGUGGUACUGAAAUCCGAUCCGUAUCCGAUCUGCAGCAGUGCAACUCAGUCUGAAGAGCCAGAUCGGAAUUCACGCGUCUUUUACGUCAAUCCAGCUCGACAUUUGUCGUAAUUUUGUGCUGCUGACAAUCAUAAACAUUUAGGCUGAUGUUUCUGCACCAAAGAUUAGAAGAGACUCAUCGCAACCGCUCUGCGUUCAAAGAGAUUUUGAAUAAAAUGGCUGAACGCGGCCAGAGGAGACAGAGGCUGCGGCGUCA